Messenger RNA from Seminavis robusta, 663 nucleotides. NCBI's taxonomy places the organism in Eukaryota, Bacillariophyta, Bacillariophyceae, Naviculales, Naviculaceae. The record is from the annotation of a GenBank genome assembly.
AUGAUAACCUUCCUUGUCCAACGUUACUUUCCUGGUCCUCGUAGCAUCUUCAACCCCAAGAAAGUCUCAGCUCGAGAUUUGUUGGGUUCCUUCACGUCGGACAUUGACAUUGCGUUAGAUUGGUGGUUCUAUGUGGAGACUGUUAUCCAUUUCGCAGACGAAGUCCCUGACGUACUGCAAAAAGUCCAUUUGGGCUUUACAAUUCUGGGAACCCUCUCUUGGCUGGCAUUGGCAUCGGACGGACGAGCCGUCGAUUGGUUUGUGAUCAAACCACUGCAAUGCAUGGAAUGUCUUUGGUUUAGUCUUCGUCGGUGUUGUUGUUGCCAAUCGGAAUUGGCGGCGCGAAGUUCUCGAAAAGUUGGAGCCAGUAGCAGCAAAGUCAUGCAAUUGUGGGAACAAUCCCAGUCUGAAGCCGAAGAGACUUUGGGCAUGGACUUGAGUUCGGUGCAACUAUCCACGGGCUUUUUGCUGCUCUGUGGCGUGAUUAUGGAGGAUGUUCCUCAAGUAAUCUUGACAUUUCUGAUUCAGCAGCACAAAGGCGAGGACGGAACCGCUGGGUUGGUCAUUGCCAACAUGCUCACAUCCGUCUACAAUGCCUUCAUCAAGCUUGCGGAUGCCUAUGAUCAACGACAAGAUAUUGUUUCCGUAUCAGAACGCAGCUAA